Pelodiscus sinensis (Chinese soft-shelled turtle) is the source of this 586-nucleotide messenger RNA. The record is from RefSeq and is a predicted model, not a curated record. NCBI's taxonomy places the organism in Eukaryota, Metazoa, Chordata, Testudines, Trionychidae.
GAGGGCUUGGAAUGGUGCAGGAUAAUGGAGACAAAGGUUGCUGGAAUGAAAUGGGAACCACAGCUGGCGACAUGGAUGUAGAAUUAUUGUGAUGAGAGUCUGAGGUUCUACAUGGACAUGUGGAAACUCUUCCCAAUGGCAAUACUGGCAGCCAGCAUUUUGACCACGACUCUCAGCAGCCUCCUUGAUUUCAAACUCAUGAUCCGGACAGUUACUAGGAAAAGUGCUCUCCUUUCCUACAAUGGGUAUGGAUGCCACUGUGGACUGGGUGGGAGAGGGCAGCCUCUGGAUAAGACUGACUGGUGCUGUCAUGCCCAUGAUUGCUGCUAUAACAAGUUAAACCCAAGCUGUCAUCCAUAUUUUGAUCUUUAUCAAUACUCCAUCAUCAAUGAAGACAUUAUCUGCUGGAAUAUAAAUAACUCCACAUGCGCAAAGGAAGCCUGUGAAUGCGACCGGACAGCAGCCCUGUGUUUCAGAAAGGAAGCAAGCUCCUAUAAUAAAGCAUACCGUUAUUACAUCAAUUUAUUCUGCAAUGGGUCUACCCCCAGUUGCUAAAUAAAGUUUAACUUGCCAGCUGGCUAUACAA